Cylindrotheca closterium is the source of this 3582-nucleotide messenger RNA. Lineage: Eukaryota; Bacillariophyta; Bacillariophyceae; Bacillariales; Bacillariaceae. The record is from the annotation of a GenBank genome assembly.
AUGGAAGUAGGUUUCACAUCGAAGUCUGUUGAAGAAACAGUAAACCUAAGCAGCAGUAUGAUAGACAAAGGCGGCGAAUUCUCGUCUGAAAUCAUGAAGGGAUCAACAUCGAAAACUGUGGAAGAAACAAUGGACCUAAGUGUCAGCACUGUAGAGCAAGAAAACCAAUUUGGUGCAUCGGGUAGAAACGACCAUUAUUCCGAAGAAGAAAAAGAAGGUGUCGGCUUGGAUGAUGAGUUCGAAAGGUCUGCCAUUUCAUGCUUUCGAUAUUUAAUCUUAUUCCUCAUGAUAUCUGUCACAAUCGCUGCCGGCGUUGCGACUUAUUUCUACCUCGAAGCAAAGGAGGACCACGAUUUCGAUAAAAAGUUUAGCAUUGUUGCUGGGGACAUCAAACAGCUGAGCUAUAGACGACUCUCAGAGCGUCUCACUGACUUUCAAUCACUUGCAUCGACUCUCACUGGACUGGCGGCCAACUCAAACACAACGUGGCCCUACUUCACCGAUGAUAACUACCCCAUGAUCGUUUCAAAUUUCAUGAAGACAACCCAUGCGGGGAUGAUAUUUCUUUCCCCUAUUGUCCAUGAGAUUGAAAAGAAGGAGUGGUCAAACUACACGCAGAGACGCCAGCAUUGGAUUGCUGAUAGUCUGGCCUUUCAACAAGAACCUCAGCCAGAUAAUGUAACGGAUAUCUUUCCAUCCAUUUUUCGACUGUCUGCCGGAGACAAGAUUCCAGAAGAAGGGUCGGGCCCAUUUCUCCCCAUUUGGCAAACAAUCCGAGCUCCUCGCAAUGGUGAUAUGGUGAAUUUCAACAUGCGCUCGGACACACAUUAUAGCAAUGUCUUCGACACUGUCCUCGAGACCAAAGCAUCUGCCAUGACUGAUCUCCUCGGAUUGUCAAAUCAAGAUUUUGUUCAACUAUAUGAUCCUGAUGUCCAAGCCCAGCCACAUAGUCUCUUCCUUCAGCCUGUAUUCAAAGACUCGACGGGACAAGAAGUUGUUGCAAUCUUGAAUUCAGAUGUGAGUUGGUUCCCCCUAUUCGCUCUUUUGAGUGACAAUCCUGUUCCUCCCGUUCAUAUUGUAGUGGAUGACGGCUGCGACGUGGUCUUUACCAUGAAGGUAACCGGCCAAAAAUCUGAAUUCGUAGGAUUUGGUGAUCACCACGAUCCAGACUACGAUGACCACGAGAUUGAGUUUCCCUUUGCUCCAGAUGUCGCCACGCAACAUAUUGCAGGAUCAGACUGUACCUACACCGUUCGGGUAUUUUCGACUUCUGAAUUCUACUACACAUACCAUCUCAAGUAUCCAGCAGUAACGGGCGGAGUGAUUGCCGCUUCGUUUGCAUUCAUGUGCCUGAUUCUGUAUCUGUACGAUUCCGCGGUACGCAUGAGACAAAGGAGGCUACUUCAUGUUGCCUCGAGAUCGGAACAACUACUCUCUGUUCUCUACCCCAAAUCGAUCAGAGAUCGGCUUUUUGGCCUCGAAAAGAAGGGAGAUAACAAUGCAGCACCGAAAAAGCGACCGAAAAGCAUCGAAGGGAAUGAUACUAUCUUCAACAAGUCGUCAAGAUUCCAACUCAAGAGCUUCAUGAAGAGCAAUCCAAAUGGAGGUUCAUUGGAUGCGUUCGCUUCAAAGCCAAUCGCAGAUCUAUUCUUGGAUUCGACAGUCAUCUUUGCUGACAUUUGCGGAUUCACUGCUUGGAGUUCCGUCCGGGAACCAGCUCAAGUUUUCACCCUGCUCGAAAGUGUGUAUCGAGCCUUUGAUGUGAUCGCCAAGAAGAGAAAAGUGUUCAAGGUAGAAACGGUGGGCGAUUGCUACGUGGCUGUGACCGGUUUGCCUGAACCAACCAAAGACCACGCGAAUAUCAUGGCUUCAUUCGCUCGGGAGAUUGUUGAUAGGUUUGGCGAGCUUGUUGGAUUCCUUGAAACAACUCUAGGACCAGAUACUGCAGAGUUGGGCAUUCGUGUCGGUAUGCAUAGCGGGCCUAUUACAGCUGGAGUUCUUCGUGGAGACAAGUCGCGUUUUCAGCUGUUUGGUGACACUGUAAAUACAGCGUCACGAAUCGAGUCCACCGGUAUGCGAAACAGGAUUCAAGUCUCUGGAGAAACGGCACAUCUGAUUAGAAGUGGCGACGACGGUCACUUGCUUCGAAGGCGAGGGCAAGCGGUGAUGGCGAAGGGCAAGGGUAAGCUGCAGACAUACUGGCUUUUGACGAGAAAAGAAGAGGGAGAGGAACAUGCCAUGGUAUACUCAGCGCAUAACAGCGACGACUUUGAAAAGACCAAUCGAAACACGCUUCCCGAAGACUUUGAAUCUGCCAAUCACUAUGCUGUUGAAGCAAUGCUCCCGGCAAAGCUCAAACGGCUCUGCCAAUGGAAUGUUGACGUUCUUGCCAAGGCAUUGAAGCAGAUUGUGGCCCAGAGAAUGGCGACAGGAAUCAAAACUAAACAAUUCGAAGAGGCCCUCGAUCAAAAGGAGGAUACAAUCAAGAGACAAAUGUACAUUCUUGACGAGGUCGUGGAGAUUGUGCCCCUUCCUGAAUUCGAUUCAGAAGUGUACACACGGCAAAAGGAUAUCGACGAAAUUGAGCUCCCAGAGGUCGUGAUAGAGCAAAUGCAACUAUAUGUCUCGUCAAUUGCCCUAAUGUACAGAAAGAAUCCAUUUCACAACUUUGAGCAUGCAAGUCACGUUACAAUGUCUGUGUCCAAGCUGCUGUCUCGAAUCGUCGCUGCAGAGGAUCUACUGAACGCUGACGAGACCGUCACUAAGUCGAAUGACAUUGGAGGGUCCAUCCAUGACCAUACGUACGGAAUCACCUCUGAUCCGAUUACUCGAUUCAGUGUCAUUCUUGCAGCAUUGAUUCAUGAUGUUGAUCACUCGGGUUUCUCCAAUGCCCAACUCGUCAAAGAUGAACACAUGAUAGCCAAGCAAUUCAAGAAUAAGAGCGUGGCAGAACAAAACUCGACAUUCCUGGCAUGGGAUCUUCUCAUGGAACCACGCUUCAAAGACUUUCGCCGAACCAUAUAUGCAGCACCAUUGGAACUAGAUCGGUUCCGACAGCUGAUUGCCAACACGGUGUUGGCUACUGACAUUAUGGACAAAGAACUACAAACGCUCCGUCGCAAUCGAUGGGACGCCGCUUUCAGUGACACCGUCGCGGCUUCCCCGUCUAGCGCAAGAGCAGAUGUGAAUCGUAAGGCUACCAUUGUGAUUGAGCACUUGAUCCAAGCAUCCGAUGUGUCUCAUACCAUGCAACAUUGGCAUAUCUACCGCAAAUGGAACGAGCGAUUAUUCGAGGAGAUGAUGGGAACCUACAAGAGGGGGAAGAUGGAUAAGAAUCCUGCCGACUUCUGGUUCCAAGGUGAGAUUGGAUUCUUUGACCACUAUAUCAUUCCACUGGCAAAGAAGCUGAAAGAAUGUGGCGUCUUUGGUGUUUCAAGUGACGAAUACUUGAACUAUGCCAUGGACAACCGGCGAGAAUGGGAAGAAAAGGGCGAAGCCUUUGUAGCUGAAAUGGUUGAAAGGUAUGGGAACGAUGUGGAGGAAAUGGUGCCGGCAGUAGAAGGGAUAGAUCUGCUACUUUGA